GCCAUUAUUUUAUAGUUUAUAUAUAUCAGUUAUGUUUGUUUUUGGCACUAUCGAGGUAAGUAGAAAAUGUAAAAAAGUUCAAAUGAAAAUGUCGCAGCCGCUGCCUUGGACCAAGAUUUGAUUGGGUCAAAGUCAUGCAGGAUAUUUAUAUAGAACCAAUGCUUUCCCCAAAGCAUCAACCUCAAUGAUUUUUAAGCCUUUUGGGUUUUAGAAGAAGCACUCAAACGAUUCUAACAAUGGCUUCGCCGUUACAAAGUACACGAUACCUCUUAAUUCUUCUCUCCUUUGUCUUCUUCUUACUACAAUCUCAAACUGCAGAAUCAAGAACUCUGAACUAUAAAUGGGAAGUGAAAUCUGAAUUGAAGUCCCCCGAUUGCUUUAAAAAAGUUACCUUGACCAUUAAUGGCCGAUCUCCAGGUCCCACUAUCUACGCCCACCAAGGUGACACCGUCAUCGUUGAGCUCAAGAACAGCCUCUUUACCGAAAACGUGGCUAUCCACUGGCAUGGAAUUCGACAGAUCGGAACACCAUGGAGCGAUGGAACAGAAGGUGUCACUCAAUGCCCUAUUUUGCCUGGUGAAACCUUCAGAUAUCAGUUUGUUGUAGACAGACCAGGAACUUAUCUAUACCAUGCCCAUUAUGGUAUGCAGAGAGAAGAUGGUCUCUAUGGAUCCAUUGUGGUUUGGGUUCCAGAAGGACAAACAGAGCCUUUUUCCUAUGAUCUUGAUCGUAACCUCAUCCUCACAGAUUGGUAUCAUAAAAGCAGCCACGAACACGCCACUGGAUUGGCUACCCCUGGCUCUGGAUUCAACUGGGUGGGAGAGCCUGAUUCACUGUUGAUUCAAGGAAGAGGGAGAUUCAACUGCUCUAUUCUGGGAUCUUCCAGUGGUACCUGCAAUUCAUCGAGCACAGAAUGUGUUCUUCAUCCAUUAACAGUCGUACCGGGAAAAACUUACCGAUUAAGGGUCUCCAGUCUCACUUCUCUUUCAGCUCUCAGUUUCCAAAUUGAGGGUCACACCAUGACUGUGGUUGAAGCUGAUGGGCAUUACGUUGAGCCAUUUCAAGUAAACAAUUUGUUCAUUUACUCAGGAGAAACAUAUUCCGUUUUGAUAAAAGCCGAUCAAGACCCUUCUAGAAACUACUGGAUCACAACCAAUGUGGUGAGCCGAUCAAGAACCACCCCCCCUGGAUUAGCCAUUUUCAAUUACUACCCAAAUCACCAGAGUAGACUCCCUCCGACAACUCCUCCAGCACCACCUGCUUGGAACGAUGUUACUCCCCGAUUGGCUCAAAGUCAAGCCAUCAAAGCCCGGCAAGGUUUUAUCCACACGCCGCCCAAAGCCGCCGAUAAAGUGAUCGUGCUUCUCAACACCCAAAACACCGUGAAUGGCCGUCGCCGGUGGUCGUUAAAUAACGUUUCCUUCAAUAUGCCUCAUACCCCAUAUCUUAUUGCUCUAAAGCACAAUCUUCUCCAUACAUUCAGCCAGGAAAAACCACCCACUGGAUACGAUUUCAAGAACUACGACAUUUUUAAUCCGGCGCCCAACCCUGAAGCGACGGUAAGCGACGCCAUAUACCGGUUGGACUUCAAUUCAACUGUGGACAUCAUACUACAGAACGCCAAUAUGAUGAGCCCAAACAACAGCGAAACACAUCCUUGGCAUUUGCACGGACACGAUUUCUGGGUUUUGGGGUACGGAGAAGGGAAAUUCGAUCUUUAUAAGGAUCCAAGCAAGUACAAUUUGGAGAACCCGAUCAUGAAGAACACGGUGCCGUUGCAUCCAUAUGGAUGGACCGCUUUGAGAUUUGUGGCGGAUAAUCCUGGUGUCUGGGCUUUCCACUGUCACAUCGACGCGCAUUUCUUUAUGGGAAUGGGUGUAGUUUUUGAAGAAGGGAUCGAGAGGGUUGGAAAAUUGCCUACUUCCAUUAUGGGAUGCGGGGAGAGCAAGAGGUUCUUGAGACCUUAACUCAUUUCCAUUCCGAUUACUAUUCUUUAGAAAAACACAAAGAAUAUUCUUUUAUGUUUAGCCAAAUUUUUUGUGCUGAUUGAGAGUCACUAUGAGUGUAUAGGUAAAUGUUAUUGCUACUUAAUAAGAAGAAAUCGUAAUAGUUUCUUAAAUGAUUUAAAUAACAAUACCAUUGUUAUGUUGUUUAUUUGGACUACUAUUGGGAUGUUGUGUGUGUGUGACUUUUGUUGAUAUCAACUGCUCCUUUUAUAUAAAAUUUCAGUUAUUCAUUCAAUUA
This is a messenger RNA of Cucumis sativus (cucumber), 2244 nucleotides long. RefSeq names its product L-ascorbate oxidase. The coding region runs from base 237 to 1967 and encodes 576 amino acids. Gene Ontology annotation, cellular component: extracellular region. The record is from RefSeq and is a predicted model, not a curated record. The transcript has 4 exons. Gene Ontology annotation, molecular function: oxidoreductase activity; copper ion binding. NCBI's taxonomy places the organism in Eukaryota, Viridiplantae, Streptophyta, Magnoliopsida, Cucurbitales, Cucurbitaceae.